CUUCGAGUGAAUCACAGAAGAACAACACAACAAAAAAUAUAGAGGAACACGCGAAGCAGCAGCAACGUCGUCGUCGUCGUUGUUGUCGUCGUCGUCGUCUUUUGUCAUCGUCGCGUUGUGUCGUUGGCGUUGUUCUUGUCGCUUUCUCGCAUCCGUGACCGUGUCUCGUCUUCUCCGCGUGUUCGUCGUGUGCGUGUGUGUCUGUGCGUGUGUCUGUCUGCGUAUCGUCUUGACUGUGUCGUCGGUGUGUGUGUGUUUGUGUUAGUGUGUGUGCGCAUGUGACUGCCAGCUGCCUAUGUUGUUUCUAUGUUGAGGAAUUCGACGCGACUAAAUGAAAAACUAAAUGCAAAAUAAACUGACGAACGAGAAGCAACAACAACUAAAAACAAAAACAAAAGCAAAACAAAGUAACUACGAAAAUUGCCAAAAGAAAAAUAGUAGCAAAAUACCAGAGUAAUAAUAAUAACAAAUAACAAAACAACAAACGCGAAAAACGAACAACGAAAUUUGAGCAAAAGGAAACGGAAACGUUUUUUGUUUUCUUCUUCGCGUUCUUGUUCUUAUUGUUGUUGUUGUUGGCUUCUCUUCUUUGUUGUUAUUCUCUCUCUCUCUCUCUCUGACUGUUUGUCUGUCUCUUUCUCUUGGGCUGCUUCCCGUUUGUUGUUGUGGCGUUUUUUCUCCCCGUCUCGUUUUUGGCUUUUUGGAAACACGCUUUGUGCCAAGUUUACAACAAACAUCACUUCAGAUUGUGGUUUUCCAUCAUACGGCGACAACACAGGCAAACGCAAAAGUGAAACAAGAAGAAGCCUAGAGAAGCAUUAAAGAGCAGCACACAAAAAAGGGAAAUGCAGGAGCUGAAAAACGAGAAGCAACAACAACAACAGCAUCAGGAUCAGCAACAACAGCAGCAGCAGGCGAAGAGCAGCCACCAGCGAAAUAGCGAAAAAAACAUUUAAAGAAUUUUAAUCGAAUACUGCCAAGAAACAAAUAUUUGUAUUUAUACAAUUAUAAUAUACACGAAUAACAAAAAGGAUAUAUUAAUACCAACUAUAGCAAGUUAUAGAUUAUAUAUAGAAAAUAUACUACAACUAGAACAACUCGCAACAAAAACGAAAGCAAACACAUAAUAUGCAACAGGAACAACAACAACAAGAAGAACAACAAGAGAAAUUUCAUUUAAUUAAAUCGACAACAAGAAUGAAAAGUUUGCGAAUCGAAUGAAUCGAAUCGAAUCAAAUCGAAUCGAGUGUUACUUGCAACUAUCGAAGGAAACAUUUCUAAACGAAAAGAAAUAAAAUGUAAAUAAAUGCUGCCAAAUCCCAAAAUCCAACAACAACUGAAAUGCAUAUAACGCACAACAACAACUAUAACAAAACUGCAACUAAUUUUAAUAGUUAUAACAACAACGAGAAGAACAGUAACAGCAACAGCAACAACAACAAUCUUCUUGCAACCACGCACAGCAGCAACGCCUGCGCCAAAGGCAACUGCAACAACAGCAACAGUAACAGCAACCGCAACAACAAUUGGAACUGUCACAACAUUGAUAAUUAACAUUUAGCAGUCACUGUACAACUGUAACAGCUACAACAACGUCGCUGCCACGCCCACAACGCUAGAGAUAAGCGCGCAGAGGGAAAUGAGAUGAAGUGGUUUCAAGUGACCAUAGAUAUGAUUCUUGUGCUUUCAUUUAUAUCAAGCAGCACAGCGAAUCCGGAUGCGAAGCGACUCUACGACGAUCUGCUAAGCAACUACAAUAAAUUGGUGCGUCCGGUGGUCAAUGUCACGGACGCUUUGACCGUGCGCAUCAAAUUGAAGCUAUCCCAACUGAUUGAUGUCAAUCUAAAGAAUCAAAUAAUGACCACAAACCUGUGGGUGGAGCAAUCGUGGUACGAUUACAAACUCAAAUGGGAGCCCAAAGAGUAUGGUGGCGUCGAAAUGCUACACGUGCCCUCCGACCACAUUUGGCGUCCCGACAUUGUCCUCUACAACAACGCCGAUGGCAACUUUGAGGUGACGCUGGCCACAAAGGCGACACUCAACUACACUGGACGCGUCGAGUGGCGACCGCCGGCCAUCUACAAGAGCUCCUGCGAAAUUGAUGUCGAAUACUUUCCGUUUGACGAGCAAACAUGCGUCAUGAAGUUCGGCAGCUGGACAUACGAUGGAUUCCAGGUGGAUCUGCGUCACAUCGAUGAACUGAACGGCACCAAUGUGGUCGAAGUGGGCGUGGAUCUGUCCGAGUUCUAUACGUCCGUUGAAUGGGAUAUACUUGAAGUUCCUGCAGUGCGCAAUGAAAAAUUCUAUACGUGCUGCGAUGAGCCAUAUCUGGACAUCACAUUCAACAUCACAAUGCGACGCAAGACGCUCUUCUACACGGUCAACCUGAUCAUACCCUGCAUGGGCAUCAGUUUUCUAACCAUUCUGGUCUUCUACCUGCCAUCGGACAGUGGCGAAAAGGUCUCAUUAAGCAUAUCCAUUCUGCUGUCGCUCACUGUGUUCUUCCUGCUGCUGGCGGAAAUCAUUCCGCCCACAUCGCUGGUGGUGCCGCUGCUCGGCAAAUUUGUGCUUUUCACAAUGAUACUGGAUACGUUCAGCAUCUGUGUGACAGUGCUGGUGCUGAACAUUCAUUUCCGUUCGCCACAAACGCACACAAUGGCGCCUUGGGUGCGCACGGUGUUCAUCAAUCAGCUGCCACGUUUUCUGGUGAUGCGUCGACCGCUCUAUCCGAUCAGCGAAAUGAUCAAAUCCUCGCGUCGUCUUAUGGUGCGCACGUGCAAUGGACUCGAGCUGAGGGAUCAAAUACCACCGUUGCCACCGCCUGUGGCUCUGUCCCGCAUGCAUCACAGCCCUAAAACGACAUCGCGUAGCACAUCGCCGCAUCUGCAGCAUCGCGUGCAGACGCUCAGUCUCAUGGAUGAGCUGGGCGCAAUGGGUGGCGGUGGUGUUGGGGGCGGUGUUGGUGGCGGUGGUGGUGGUGGUGCCUCAACAAUCACCGGGCAUUUGAGCUCACUGUAUCCGCCGACUAUAUCGACGGUUAACCAGCAAACCUCGACCACAUCCUCGCUGAUUGAUGCCCAGUAUCACAAUCAGUAUCAGCAGACGGGCGGCUCGCUACUCGAUCAUCCGCUGACGCCGACCAAGUUCCGCCAGAUGACCUCGACGUCAAGCCAGACGGGCCAGAGCCAGAACGGCGCCACCACCGCUCAUCAUCACUACAAUGCGGGCGCAUGCUGCGGCUCGUCGACAGGUGCAGCUGGUGGUGCGGCUGGCAAAAGCAGCUCCACAUCGACGCUGGCACAGCAUCAGGGGGGCAUUAGCAGUCAAGGCAGCCAGGCAGGGGCUGGCAGCUAUCAUCUGUAUCGUCAGCAAUCGAGUUGCUCGGCAAAUUUCUCGCCAUUGCCGCUGCAUGCGCAUCAAGCGCACGCCUCGACAACCACCUGCGAUUUGGGUUUGGGCGGCAUCCACAAUCCCAAUGUGAUAAAGUCCACAACGACGGUGAAUUCGGUGGCCACCGCCUCAACGCUCGCUGAUUCCUGCUGCAGCGGCACCAUACAAAUCCAUCAGGGCAUGGGCGCUGGCGCCGCCUGCCAAUCCUCAGAGCUGCUGCAUCAACAUCGACCCACCACAUCAGCCGCCGCGGCCGCUGCAGCCGCUGCUGCUGCUGCCGCCGCCUCAGCAGCUGGUGCCAGCACCUCAGCGGCGGCAGCUGCAGCCGCAGCAGCAGCGGCAGCAUCAGCGGCGGCAGCGGGUGGUGCAACACCGACGCCACCGCCACCGCCAGCCUGUGAUAUAUUGCCUGCCUGCCAGCGCGAGGGCGGACCCCACUGUUGUACGGGGGGACGGGGCAGCAAUGUGCGACAACGCUGGCACACCUGCCCAGAGCUCCACAAGGCCAUGGAUGGUGUCAACUAUAUUGCGGAUCAGACGCGCAAGGAGGAGGAGAGCACACGGGUCAAAGAGGACUGGAAAUACGUUGCCAUGGUGCUGGAUCGUCUCUUCCUCUGGAUAUUCACAAUAGCUGUGGUGGUGGGCACCGCCGGGAUUAUCCUGCAGGCGCCCACGCUCUACGAUACUCGCGUACCCAUUGACAUCAAGCUGUCGGAGAUUGCCUCCACGACGGCCAAGCCGAAUGUGGCGAGGCCCGUGUUGUAAAUCCCAUAAGGACGACAUCAGCACACACACUUACACACAUACAGAGAUACAGAGAUACACGCACACACUCACUCACACAGACACGCGCAUACUUGGACAGUCUGAGGAAGUAAAAGAAGGAAGAGAAGAAAUUCGCAUUACUAUUUUUUUUUUUUUUUUUUGUGACAGUAACAACACGACGAAGUGGAGGAAUAAGAAGCAGAUGAUGGAAAAGUCGAAGAAGUAGAAGAAGAACAACAACAAAAAGCAAGUAACUAUAACUUUAACAAGAAACCGAUACAUGUAUUUGUUAUAAACUUAGAACCAUGUAAGAAAUGAAAUGAAUCGAAAACAUGAUAACGAAAUGAAUAUGAUGAUGAUGAUGAUGAUGAUGAUGACGAACCUUAGCUACGAUUAACUAACUAUAACGAAAUUGUACACUAAUGUUUAACAAUGAUAGCAACAACAAUUGAAAGACAAGCACAAAAAGCCUCUUAAGAUGUUAUAACGAUUUGCCCAUAAUAACAUACCUACAUAAAAUAAGCUCUGUUCCACAAGUGUUCUACUACAAUCGUACCCCAACUUCACACAUACACGCAUUCAAUAUGAAUACAAUUCAUUCGAUUUAAUUGUUCAUCAACAAAUACACCUAGCACUUAGUAGAUAGAUAGGCAAAUUUGUUUAACUUAUCGGCUGCCAAACUGUUUCAAAUUAAUUGCCUGAUCGAUGCUCGGUUUAUCGACAAUCGAUUAUACAUAUAAAAGCAGCACUGAUUUGCAAUCGAAAGCACGAUAAGCGAUAAGCUUAAUUUGCUGUAAAAGCUACUGCAAUAAUAAGUUAAUUAGUUAAGCACCAAAGCCCGAGACAACAUUAUAAUUAGUAUUCUAAUUUCGUUGCGUUUCGCAGUUUUUUUUUUUUUUUUUUUUUUUUUUGUCCUCCAUUGCAUUUGCCGUUUCGCAAGUGCGUGAGUGAGUAAGUCAGCAAGGCAGCGUGGAGCAGAAGGAUGAAGCGAGAGAGCGACGGACUGUGAAGUGUAGUGGGUGACUGGGUGACUAAGCGUAAGCUUUCGAGCUGCAAAUGAUGCAUGCAAAUUAGUGCAAAUAAACACACAGCACAGCACAGCAGUAUGCGAUGCUCCUCCUCGCACAUUCGCCUUGCGGCAAUUAGUUAGCACAAAGCUUUAGUUAUUAUGCCCAAGUGUGCGUGUUUCGAGUGCUUC
Messenger RNA from Drosophila albomicans, 5353 nucleotides. RefSeq names its product acetylcholine receptor subunit alpha-like (gene nAChRalpha3). Lineage: Eukaryota; Metazoa; Arthropoda; Insecta; Diptera; Drosophilidae. Gene Ontology annotation, biological process: regulation of membrane potential; chemical synaptic transmission; nervous system process. Gene Ontology annotation, cellular component: synapse; neuron projection; postsynaptic membrane. Gene Ontology annotation, molecular function: transmembrane signaling receptor activity; acetylcholine-gated monoatomic cation-selective channel activity. The record is from RefSeq and is a predicted model, not a curated record. The transcript is spliced from 13 exons. The coding region runs from base 1645 to 4155 and encodes 836 amino acids.